Molecule: messenger RNA, 838 nt
Organism: Populus trichocarpa (black cottonwood)
Lineage: Eukaryota; Viridiplantae; Streptophyta; Magnoliopsida; Malpighiales; Salicaceae
Exons: 2
Coding region: 127-654 (175 amino acids)
Molecular function (GO): protein binding
Source: RefSeq, a predicted model, not a curated record
UCUCUCUCUUCCCUCUUUCUCUCUCUAGGAGCCGCUCCCGCUCCCGGCUCUCUCUUUUCAAGUCAAGCUACUCGCUUCCAUUGUCACUUUCACUCAGAAAAGAAAAUCAAAAGAAAAAACAAGGUGAUGAGUAUUGACUGUAAAACAAAAACGAAACCAGAAACUCUCAAGUUUCUAUGUAGUUACGGUGGUAAAAUUCUUCCUCGUUCCAGCGACGGCGUUCUCCGUUACGUUGGUGGUUUAACCAGAGUUCUGGCCGUCGACCGUUCAAUAUCCUAUGCAGAGUUGAUGGUGAAGCUAGGUGAAUUCUGUGGAUAUUCGGUGGAAUUAAGGUGUCAGUUACCAGACGGAGAUUUGGAGACGUUAAUUUCUGUAAAAUCGGAGGAUGAAUUAAAGAGCUUGAUUCUCGAAUUCGAUAGAUCUUGUCCUGGUUCGAAGAUUAGAGCUAUUUUGUCUCCUCCGAAAUCGCUCAAGAAAAUCUCUCCCCCGACAUCCAAUGCUUCCAGUAUCGACUUUUCACCUACCAAAUCGUUUCUCAAUUAUCACCAAUCUCGCAGUUGCUCCCCUCCGAUUGGAUAUAAAGGCCGCUACUCUCCAAGCCGCAGACAAGAAUCGCUGUGUUAUAACCAUCAGUGUUGUGAUUAUUGGCACUAAUACUAUGAACAUUAGAUUAGAAUAAUUAGAUUUAAUUUCCUAAACGCUGGAAUUCGUUGAUUUGUUCAUUUCUUAUACAAAGAAAAGAAAGAAGAUGAUGACUACGACGACAAAAGAGAAAAAAAAUACAUAAAUCUUUGUGUGUUUGGACUUUGAAUUAUAUAAAUCUGAGAAGUUGCUUGAA